Haliotis rufescens (red abalone) is the source of this 4792-nucleotide messenger RNA. RefSeq lists its product as uncharacterized. The transcript is spliced from 3 exons. Lineage: Eukaryota; Metazoa; Mollusca; Gastropoda; Lepetellida; Haliotidae. The record is from RefSeq and is a predicted model, not a curated record. The coding region runs from base 168 to 1157 and encodes 329 amino acids.
UGGAAACAAAAAUAGUCUGAACAGUUAGAUCACGUGCUGCACGUGACCAUCGCUAGAUCUACUUGCUUGGAGACUGCUGGAUUAUCGGUUGCUGAUAUUUCUCUGGUAUUACACGCCGCAGAGAUCACGAUUGUUUAUGAUUUGAAAAUAUAGCACUGGUUUACAGAAUGGCUGAACUUGACAAAGAAUCCCUGUCAGUCCAAUGCACUGAGACCAACUGCCAUUCAGGCACGGAUGUCCUGGCUGCCAUUGCUGGGCUGACUGACCACCAGAUCCUCCCCGAGGAAGUCCAGAAUCUGUAUGAUGAUGUCCAAGAACUUGUCCAGAAGAGCCGUGUGAAGGACGAGUACGUCAAUGACCUGAACCUGAAGAUAUAUCGUCUGGAGAAAGAAAACAAGGAUCUGAGGCAGCCAGUGAAUAUCUUCAGUCAGAGUCAAGGGAACAUCAGAAGCAUGGGGUCAGGUUGUGAUAAUGUUGAUGAAGAUAAUCGGGUGGAUCGGGACAUCAUCCAGAGCCUGCUCCUGAAGCUGGGGAAUUUGGGUAAUGAGAACAAGGAGCUGCGUGACAUGUAUCGGAGAGUGGUGGAGAAGAAUGAUGUGAUGGAGGGAGUUGCCCGGCAGUGUGCUGAUCUACAGGAGUUGAACUCCCAGCUUCAGCAGGAGGUUGAAAAGCUGCGGUGGGUGGAGACUCUGUACGACCAGAAGGAGAGGGAGUGGGGACUCAGCCAGAAGAAGACACAGGAGCUGCAGCGACUCCUCAACAUCCUCAAGGACAACACCCAGAGAUCCUUCAACACUCCCCAGUCUCCUCUCACAGAGGAGGACUGCCCUUAUGAUUCUAGUAUUCAUCUCCAGGAACAGGCCAUCCGUCCUUUAAAACGUGGCCGAUUUGUGAUGGAGAAGAGUUGUCCAUAUGAGUGUUCCAAGUGCUCCAAGUUCUUCCAAUCCAAGGAGGUUUCCGAGGAGUCCACGUGUUGCUACCACCACAUGAAGCCUGUGAAGGCCAUCCUGCGACGUGGAAGUGGCACUGUCGAUCCUGUUAGUUCCCCUGACUGGUUUUGGCCAUGUUGUCAGAAGAUUGGAAGAAAUGCGGUAAAAUGUGUUCAAAACACCAGUCACAGGUUCAACGUUGAUAGUGGUAAAAAUCCAGAGAGGUAAAAUUAAUUUUGGAUAAUUAGAUGACAAUCAGCUCCUUGAAGCUGCUGCUGAAUCUGCUACACAUUAUGUAAGGCUGUCUCAGUGUGACAUUUACGACUUUACAUAUACAUGUCCGUAUCAGCUGAGGGUGAUGUAUACCUGUACCUAUUGAUGGUCAAAUACACACAUGUACAGAAUGUACAUGAUUUACAGCUACCAAUCAACUGGAAAGUACAAAUUAUAAUGUUAUGAUAAGUCAUGAGUCCAGAUUCACAAAGGGAUCGUAGCGCUAUGACUGUUUAAAGUCAGUGUUACUAUGGGAGUUAAAACGGCAAUUCCUUGCCAAGAAAUAACAUGCCAAGCAGAAGCAAGUUUUAUUUGCCAGUCCUGAAAAUUUAGGCAAGAUUAUCAAUCCCUAAUCAUAUGUUAUUGAUCAUGAGUAAAUAAAACAGUUCAGUGACAAAAUUUAUGUCAUAGUUACAAACCUGCCAUAGAGUGAUUUUAUACUAGUUCAAAUCAAACCAAAUCCAAAUGUGAUAAAGUUUAUCGUUUUUAUAUUGGUUGAAAGUAAGACAAACACACUUUCUGCAUGUAUGUGCCUUUCUAGGAUGGUGCUGUGAUAGCUAGAGCUGUUUACACAUACUGAAGUAGAUCCAAGUCUUUAACCAUACAUGUUGCAAAAUAGUCUAACACUGUUGUGUCGAACUUUUAUGUGUCCAACUUACGGUUUUGUCGAAGAAAAAACUUGGUCUCUGCAUAUUCCUUGUUAAGUCAUCAUUUUCGGUUGUGUCAAACCUCGGAUAUCUCGAAGUCCCUUCCACUUCGACACAACUGUGUUUGUCUGUAAUAUCCCCAUGUUAUGGGUUUUCGGACGCUUAAGAAACAUUCGUAGUUUUCUCGCUAAUCAAAAGAACAACCGUAAGACAUCUCACUCUCUUAUAAAAGACAACUUUAUCUUAAAAAUCAAGUCAUCAUCUGAGUAUUUACAAUGUCUGUGUGACGCCACAACCCUUGUUAUAGCGGGAGUACUCGCAAUAAACAUGGCCGUCCGAAAAGAAUGGAUCCGACGAUACAAAUCUUGAUUAGAAUAUUGUUAUACCUGACAUGAAGGGACUCUGUGACAAGUGAAAUCUUGACACUUUCAUGUAUUUGAAUCUUAUUCUAUCAUCAAAAGUCAAUCACAACUUUUUUAGGUAAAGUGAAGUCAAACUAACAAUGGCCUUAGUUAGAACUGUUGAACUACGUACAGUUCGAAAGUAGUCUUUUACCAUUUAUUCUCAUACCAUGUGUGUACAUCCAUUUUACACAUUCUUAGGUCACAGCACCGAGUUUGUUAUUUUGAUCCUGGUGUACAACAAUGGCAUCCAGAUAAGGUACUUCUACAAAGACACUUAUGAAACAGUGCUGCUCGAUCUCUGACAACAAAUUUAAACUUGUUGUGUAUGUUUUUCAUAAGCGUCCCCCAUUGUCGUUUUUCUAAGCACCCAGGCGCUUUUUACAAGAUAAGGUAAAUGAUAAAUAAAUUUUGGAACUAUCAUGGCAGAUUCCAGGGAUUUAUCUGGAACUGCUGAGGGGCUGAUAUUCUGCCCAAUUCUACAGCUCAUGUCACUAACAUUCCCAAAUUGGAAUUAAAAAUUUCCCAUUUCAUGUUAUCAUUAUGAACAUGACAACUGCAGUAACAGUUUUGUGGAGUCACAUGCUUGUCACUGAUUACAGGACCCGUACAUGACGAAGAGGCUUGUAUGCUUAGUUAUACCUUAUUGAACUGAAUGGAAUGAAUAGUAAACAACAAUGUUAAUCACCCCUUCAUUUAAGAAUGUAAAAACUUCAAAAUAUCCCAAUUUUGAAAAAAAAUAAAUUUCUCCUCAAUUUACCUGCUAAGAAUAUGUUUUCAUAUGAAUAACGUUUGAAACUUGAAAGCUUAAGAAAACGCAGGAAAAUUAUCAAUGAGAUAUGCCUAUUGCAAGCCUGUUCAGCAAUGAUUUUAUGAAGAUCAUUGCUCCCAGUCAGCUGAAUACAGCGAGUCCCUGCUGUCCCACCCCCAUGUUGAACCACACCUUAGUUUUCCUGUAUCAUGUAGUUGUGAAGAUGGGACCAAGGUCAGUUUGGUCCUCUUGUAUAAUAUUACAUUUACAUCGGUGUUAUGUGUGUGUGUUAUUCUCUUAUUAAUGCUUUAGUAGUAUGUGUGUGUUAUUUUAGGCAUUGAUGGAGACUUCAUUUUUACUUAAACCAGGUCAUAUCGGUUGUUAUUUUAGUUAAGCUUUGAUGGAGGCAGGGCUGUAGUGAUUUUCCUCCACAUUGAGACAAGUCUGAUAACGAUAAUUGUAAAUGAAUACUUAAACAUGGGUGUAUUUCUAGAUACAUACCAACAUAUAUACUCUUGCCUGUUUGUAUGCGCACAAAUUUCCAAAAAGUUGUCACAGAAAUAAACUCACAAUAAUCAUAACUCCCAAUAAUAAGUACAUUUUGGGGGUUCAAAAUAUUGAGUUAAUCCUUACACUGCUCGCAUUGUCAGGAGGCACCAAGAAUGAGCUUACUCCACUGUGCCCAUGUGGGGAAUUGAACUCAGAUCAUAGAUUUGAUCAGCCAAUACAUUAUCCACUGCCCCUGAAGACAGCAUAUACAUUAACAGCGUAUAUUGGGAUGAGGGUAUAAAUAUCUACUCAAAGAGGUAAACAUCCUUGAUUGUCUGGUGUAUAAAAUCUUCAUUCGUUUAACAUGAUUAAGACCCUGUACUCAUCAGCUACCAUAGUUUCGUUUGAAGCCCAAUUCGUAUAGCACAACACUUGAAAUAACUGUCCAGUUAAAUUGCUCUCACAAUUGAGAAAUCAUCAGCGUUGACUUCAGGUAGGAGUGAUGGAGGUGGCUACAUCUAUUCUGAAAUGAAGCCUUCGUAGCUAGUGUCUUCAUGGUAUUGAUCACUAUAGAGUUGAUGAGGAUGAGACAGAGUGAAUAUCUAAGGCUCAACAUACCAACUUAGUACUGCUCACUUGGACAAGAUACUAUUAGAUUGUUUACAAUUUUGCAUGCAAUGCUGUCAUGACAAUAGAUGUUUUUGUUUAUUGACAAUGGCAAUCACAAAGUUUUAAAACUAUUUGUUUUCUUAGCCAAACGAGAUUGUGCCAACUCCCUUUUUGUGAUGUAAUAAUGUACAUAUUUAUAUUGCGCCAGAUCCACAGUCUAAAGCAUGCUCAAAGUACUCCAUUAUUACCCUGGUCAAUGGAUCAGUGUGCACUUGAAUUUCUUUCUCAGUUCCUGGGGAGUAUACCGUUAGUUAGGGUGUCUUUAGUUUCUGUAUACGGUGUCAUAUUAGGUAAGCAGAAAAAUAUUGAGUGAGGUGUCCACCGAGCCCAAUAUUUUUUUGCUAACCUAAUAUGACACCGUACACGGAAACUAAAGACACCAUAACAAAUUUAUUAUGCCGGAAAGUUUACACUUUUUGUUAUCUUUGUCGCACAUGUCAUGUCAAAACUUAAAACUCAAAACUUUACACUUACAACCUAAGACUAAGGGUCUUCAAACCUCAGAGGUCAAACCUUGUUGAUAAUUUUAACUUUAUAUAAUCUUUAUUGAAGUCACGAACGUGAUCCAAUAAAACAUUAGUGUCCUUGAACAUCAAAAUUAAUGAUACAAAACACAAAACAGUGUCGAAUAAC